Messenger RNA from Menidia menidia (Atlantic silverside), 297 nucleotides. Lineage: Eukaryota; Metazoa; Chordata; Actinopteri; Atheriniformes; Atherinopsidae. The record is from the annotation of a GenBank genome assembly.
AUGGAAAUCCGCACAGAGGCAUAUCCCAGGACUCCAAGAAAAGGGCAGAGUGUCUGUGGUCUGAGUGCAGUCAUUAAGAGAGUCUCUGAUUCUGUGCUGAAGCAGCUGCUGGAUAAACUCCUUCAGCACGGUGCUAUGAUUAAUGAGGAGAUGCAGACAGCAAAGACGAAGCCCAGAGCAGAGAAAGCUCCAGAUGUGAUUGAUACUGUGAUGAGGAAGGGACAUGAAAGCAGCAAAACUCUGAUAGAGGCUGUCAGGGAGGUCGACCCCUGCCUUUCCAGAGAGCUGAAGCUGUGA